Clupea harengus (Atlantic herring) is the source of this 1589-nucleotide messenger RNA. RefSeq lists its product as uncharacterized. Gene Ontology annotation, cellular component: extracellular region. The transcript is spliced from 4 exons. NCBI's taxonomy places the organism in Eukaryota, Metazoa, Chordata, Actinopteri, Clupeiformes, Clupeidae. Gene Ontology annotation, molecular function: cytokine activity. Gene Ontology annotation, biological process: cell surface receptor signaling pathway; positive regulation of tyrosine phosphorylation of STAT protein. The record is from RefSeq and is a predicted model, not a curated record. Bases 141 to 866 code for a protein of 241 amino acids.
AAUGUAGGCAGUGCAUCUGUUGAAGAUGAACACUGAGGAAUUCUCUGAGCCUAAAGAAAACAAAUGGUGGUUAAUGUUAUUAUGCUGAUUAUGCAUUUAUCAGCAUAUUUUAUAAUGCUCUCUCUCUCUCUCUCUUUCAGAUGGCAAUGUGGUGGAACUCUUUCCUUGCUUUUCUGUUGUACCUAACUCACGUCGACCCAUCCUGCUUGGGUGUGCGUCAUCGAAGAACCUUGUCUUUCACGAACUCUCUCCGUGUCACACGUUCUGUUCGAUCCAGUGUUCAAAAGCUGCUACUCACAUAUAAGGAGAAGCUUCUGGGUGAUAAACACUUUGAGGACAGAAGCCUGGUAUUAGCAUCACUGCCAGCUGUAAGCUUCAACUACUCUACCUGGAUACUCAUUAAGGAUGGGGAGCGGCUGUGCUGGGACGCAGAGGGGAUUCAGACAUUCUGGGCUCACCUGGAGACCCAGAGGCUUCUCCUGGAGAGUGAGGCCAUGACGGAAAGGGCCAGCACCGCCAACCGGAGAGAUAGACGGGGCCAUCCCAACAAAGCCCUUUGCCUCUCCAUCCAUCAUGUCCAGAUGGACCUACGGGACCUCCUCAAAAAAGUCAACACACAGGUACUUAUACGGCUUCUGGCAUCGCUGAACGGCACCAAAACAGAAGUGGGCUCCUCCUGCAGCACCCGAACCGUAACUCUGAGAGUGACCCAGUCUGCCAGCUCCACUGCCACGGGACGAAGGCCCACUCGCUCUCUGUGGGAUCGGCGACUGGAUGGGUACGUGAUCCUCAGGGACCUGAACCGGUUCAUGGCCCGGCUGACCCGAGACUUCACCCUUCUCAAAGCCAAACUGAAGCCCCAAUGAGUCUACUUGGAGCUCCCCACAGCUGCACAUUGACUAGUGACUGAUUUUUUUUCUUUUAACUUCUCUAUUUAUCAUUGGUUGCAUGUAUGCCAUCUCAGGGAUGGUUUAAUUGACAGGAAUGGGAGUGUGUAGUUUUAUAGUUUUAUAAUUUUACAGGAUAAUUUUAUAUAGUUUGUUAUCUUGUUCAAAUGUACUUUGUAAUUGUCUUUGUUAAAGACAAAGGCUUGGGCAGCUAAAAUGUAUUUAUUUACACAAUGCACAACUUUCACACUGUAAGAAACCAUACUGACCUCUACAUUUAGGAGCAAUACAAUAUGCCCAAAGUAAUAAGACUCAGAGGGAACGCAAGUCUGCAUACAUGUCUCCUGUGACAUGUGAGUAAAUACCCGUCCUGUUCUGUUUUAAUACUGACAUCUGAUUAAAAAUGUGUUUCUAUUGCUAACCUUACCUACUGAGCAGGAUAGUAUUUUAUGCUACAGAAAACCAGUUAUGAGGGUGAAUUCCUGUGAGGUUCAAGGCUUCAACAACUGACCAUACUUUUCUCUUGCACAAAAAAUGCCUUGGUUAAACCCAAGGACAUGAAUAUAGAGAAGAGUGUCUGGAUCUUAGUGUAGUGUUUCUUAGAAAUAGGUUUCUUAGAAACCUAUGACCUCCAGCUGCUGAUAAGUUCCUCAACACCCUCCUUACCGGCAGUUCCCUGUACUUUCCACAAUAUCCAACAGU